UUCACACCAAACUUAUCAGAAAAAAAGCAAGUCAAUGUCCAUAUAGUUUGCUGUGCUCUAAAUGUAUUUCCUCAUAUUUUCACACAAUGGCUACACUUAAGGUGACAUUUGUUGAAGUAAAUGUUCUUGGUUUUAAAUAAAGACCUGAAUUUUAAAAAAGAAAAAAGAAAGAAAGAUCUUUAGCCGGGUAUUGUUUAUCUGCCUGUUUCCUAAAGGGAUGCACCUUGGUCGCUGAAACUAAUGCAAAUGAAGGGCGGGGCGAUGAGCUGUGACAGUACAUGUUGGAGCUGCAGGCAACAGGUGUGCGCAGUUUGCACAGACCAGAGAGCUUUCACGCUGACACCUGCGACAAUUCACCCAGAACUUUGGGAAUUAGCAGCAAAAAAUAAGGCCUAGGAAUGGCCAACUUUGGAGGACAUGCCAUCCCGGGCAGUUUUUUCCUCAUCUAUGGCUUUUGGCUGACGGUGAAACACAUUCUCCAACACUACUGGAGGAAGAAUCAGCUUAAAGGAAGACGAGCUAUGCCGCCUUUAUUUAAAAGAAUGGAAUACUUCGAAGGAGGAUUCACAAUCUUUGCCUCGUUUGUUGGUAUUAUGGUGGAACAGUUUGUGGUGGACGGGCCUCAUGCUCACCUCUUCGACUACGAGAACGGUACCUGGGUCAAGCUGAUGAACUGGCAGCACAGCACUAUGUAUCUGUUCUUUUUGAUUUUUGGGAUAGCUUUAGUUGCCAGUACAGCAUCCAAAAUGCUGCCAGUUGGUAUCGAUCGGCUCACUCUCUCCAUUGCACUUUUUGUUGAAGGGUUCCUGUUCUAUUACCACGUGCACAAUCGCGCCCCUCUGGAUGCUCACAUCCACUCCCUGCUGCUGGCGGCAGUGUUCAGUGGAUCAGCCAGCACCAUGUUGGAGGUGUUCAUACGAGACAACAUCAUUCUGGAGCUGCUCAGGGCAUGUCUGUUCAUCCUGCAGGGUUCAUGGUUCUACCAGAUUGGAUUUGUACUUUACCCCCUACGUGGACCAGACUGGGACUUAAAGCUGCACGACAACGUCAUGUUUGUCACAAUGUGCUUCUGCUGGCAUUUAGCUAUUGCUCUGCUCCUAGUGGCUUGCACCUCAUCUGUGGUUUGGUUGACUUUGACAAGAUUCUCAGCAGAGAGCCGGGACAUAGAGAUCGGAAUGCGAAACACAUCCCCAAAAACAGGCUCUCAGAAGGCUUUACUUGAGGAGUCAGAGGAAGAGUGAAGGCAUCACUGUGAUUCUUUAAAUUGUACUGAAAUUAGAUUUCAUUUUCUAUGUUAAGAAAAAAAAAAUCUAUGCUCUAUAAAGGUUUUGCACAAUGUACUACAGAUGUUUUUUGUACAAAAAAAUAACAACCAAAUGUUUUUAAAUGUGAUCGGUUACCAUUCUUUGUUCAAAUAUUUUGUAAGUUUAGAAAUGUAAUUUUGUAACCUGAAAUGCUUGGUGUGUGUGUGUAAAGUCUGCUGUCAAAUUAAAUCCAACGCUUUGUAAGAGAACAAAUAGUAUAUUUACAAGUAAAUCACAAACACUAAAAUAAGUCAGAACAACUCCCACUUACUGCAUAUUUGCUAACAAUACCUCAUAUGAAACAUUUAAAGAUGUGACAAACAGAACUGAGAAAUUAGUUCUUUACAGAGUUAGUCAACCACUGAAGGAAAGAACAAACCUCGCAGUGGAAUUUCUAUGCAAAGACUGCGAUCUGCCUUAUUAUUGUUACAAUUUCUUUUAA
This is a messenger RNA of Acanthochromis polyacanthus (spiny chromis), 1746 nucleotides long. It is a transcript of the gene tmem45b, whose product is annotated as transmembrane protein 45B. The transcript has 6 exons. The record is from RefSeq and is a predicted model, not a curated record. The coding region runs from base 399 to 1241 and encodes 280 amino acids. NCBI's taxonomy places the organism in Eukaryota, Metazoa, Chordata, Actinopteri, Pomacentridae.